AUGCGUCGCCAGAUUUUGGUUAGCUUCUUCGCAGCAUCAGCAGUCCUGGUGUCUGGCCAAGGGUUCAGCGGGGACUGGGAUGCGGCUUAUGGCAAAGCCCAAACCGCUCUGUCGAAACUAUCUCAAACUGACAAAAUUGCAAUUGUCACUGGCGUUGGAUGGGGAAAGGGGCCUUGUUCAGGAAAUAGCGGCGCGGCAAACUCAAUAGGCUACCGAACGUUAUGUCUUCAGGAUGGGCCCCUUGGUGUGCGAACCGUAUCCAGCAUAACGGUAUUCCCAGCAGGAGUACAUGCCGCCUCGACUUGGGACCGCGCCCUAAUGCGUGAUCGCGGCCAUGGUAUUGGGAGUCAGACCAAAGCUCUGGGUAUCAAUGUCAUCCUUGGACCAGUCGCCGGACCCCUUGGCCAGUUUGCUCAAGGCGGCCGCAACUGGGAGGGCUUUGGUAACGAUCCUUACCUUUGCGGUGUAGCUACAGAACAGACAAUCGGCGGAAUUCAAGAGGCUGGCGCCCAGGCGUGUGUUAAGCACUACAUCGGCAACGAGCAGGAGAAGAACCGACACGAUAUGAAUUCAGUUAUCGACGACCGGACCCUUCAUGAGCUGUACCUCUGGCCUUUUGCGGAAGCUGUGCGUGCGAACGUUGCCUCUGUCAUGUGCUCUUACAAUAAGAUAAGUGGGACAUGGGUGUGCGAGAAUGGACGCAUGAUGGAUGAUAUUCUCAAGAAAGAGCUCGGCUUUAAGGGAUACGUCGUGACAGAUUGGGAUGCGCAGCAUAGUACUGCGGCAUCGGCAAAUACGGGGCUAGAUAUGACCAUGCCAGGGUCCGAUUACAACGGUAACACCUAUUACUGGGGCAAUAAAUUACAGUCGGCCGUCCAAAGUGGCCAAGUUGCCUCGAGUCGCCUUGACGACAUGGUGAAGCGGAUUCUUGCAAGUUGGUAUCUGUUGAAGCAGGAUUCAAACUACCCCAACAUUGCAAUUGACCACCGGUCCAAUAACGGUGGGCCAAAUGUGCAGGGUAACAAUGCCACUAUCGCGAGGGCUGUAGCUCGAGACGGAAUUGUGUUACUAAAGAACUCGGACAAUGUCCUUCCUCUCCAAAAGCCCAAGAGCAUUGCAAUUAUUGGCUCCGGCGCAGUUGCCAAUCCAAAAGGAAUAAAUUCCUGUCAGGAUAACGGUUGCAAUCAGGGAACUCUGGUAAUGGGAUGGGGCUCAGGAACAGCAACUUUACCGUACCUGAGUGCUCCAGCUGACGCCAUCACGUCUCGUGCCAAACAAGAUGGCACAUCUGUCACAACUGCAGCCACCGACACCGCAAAUCAAGGUGCCUCAGCUGCUCAAAAUGCAGAUGUUGCCAUCGUCUUCAUCACUGCAGAUGGUGGUGAGGAAUAUAUCACCGUCGAAGGAAAUGAAGGUGAUCGCAAUGACCUCAACGCAUGGCAUAACGGCGCCGACCUAGUCAAAGCGGUCGCAAACGUAAACAAGAACACGAUCGUGGUAGUAAAUACCGUUGGGCCAGUCUUGCUAGAAAGCUUUGCAGAUCUCCCCAAUGUCAAAGCGAUUGUAUGGGCUGGGCUCCCUGGCCAAGAGGCAGGAAAUGCGUUGGUCGAUAUCAUCUAUGGGGCUACCAGCCCAAGCGGAAAGCUACCCUACAGUAUCGCGAAAGCUGCAAAGGAUUAUGGAACCACCAUUCAAGCGAUGACCGACAAUUUCAGUGAGGGCCUGUAUAUCGAUUAUCGUUACAUGGACAAGAACAGCAUUUCGCCUAGAUAUGAAUUUGGAUUCGGACUAUCCUAUAGCACCUUCAACUAUUCCUCUAUCUCGAUCUCCGGAACUCCAACCUCUGGCCCCGAGUCCGGCCCUACAGUACCGGGUGGAGCCGCUUCCCUCUUUGAAGUUGUGGCGACGGUAACAGCCACGAUCACGAAUUCUGGCUCUGUCACUGCUGCAGAGGUUGCCCAGCUGUAUUUGGGCUUACCUUCAUCGGCUCCUGCGACUCCAGUGAGACAGCUGCGCGGCUUCGAUAAGGUUAGCAUUAAGGCUGGAGAAAGCGCAACUGUGAAAUUUGAGCUGAGAAGAAGGGAUCUCUCGUACUGGGACUCGAGCGCUAAAAAGUGGGUGCUACCAAAGGGAACAUUUACAAUCGAUGUUGGGGCUAGCUCGAGGGAUUUGAGAUUGAGCGGGAAGCUAGAGGCUUCUUAG
Venustampulla echinocandica is the source of this 2202-nucleotide messenger RNA. Its product is annotated as (Trans)glycosidase. Gene Ontology annotation, biological process: glucan catabolic process. Gene Ontology annotation, molecular function: beta-glucosidase activity. The record is from RefSeq and is a predicted model, not a curated record. The coding region runs from base 1 to 2202 and encodes 733 amino acids. NCBI's taxonomy places the organism in Eukaryota, Fungi, Ascomycota, Leotiomycetes, Helotiales, Pleuroascaceae. The transcript has 4 exons.